CCCUCAUUGGAUGUCUACAUAUACCCAGCUAAGAGUGAGCUAUACUCAUCAUAUUCUCUCUCGUCACCAAAAAAACACCUCCCUCCCUCUCUCUCCCACGCACGCACUCGAGCUACAGUCUGUAGUGCUCAGCAUUCUUUUCUCCCCGGCCUCUCUCCCUCCUUCCCUCUCUCUGUCGUUCCCAUUAUUAACCAGAAGUUUUGAUUUCUGGCUGUUCUUGAACGAAAAAGCAAACAUAUAAUGGCAGAGGCACUGACUGAAGAACAGAUUGUUGAAUUUAGAGAAGCCUUUUGUCUCUUUGAUAAGGAUGGAGAUGGUUGCAUUACCCUUGAAGAAUUGGCCACGGUCAUUCGGUCAUUGGAUCAAAAUCCAACAGAAGAAGAACUUCAGGAUAUGAUUAGCGAAGUUGAUUCUGAUAGAAAUGGGACAAUAGAGUUUGCUGAGUUCUUAAGCUUGAUGGCCAAAAAAAUGAAGGAGACUGAUGCGGAGGAAGAGCUUAAGGAGGCGUUCAAGGUGUUUGACAAGGAUCAGAAUGGCUAUAUAUCAGCUAAUGAGUUGAGGCAUGUCAUGAUCAAUUUAGGUGAAAAGCUUACUGACGAGGAGGUGGAGCAGAUGAUUAAAGAAGCUGAUUUGGACGGUGAUGGUCAAGUUAAUUAUGACGAAUUUGUUAAAAUGAUGAUGAAUGUGGGGUAAAAAAUUCAGUCGAAUCAGAUUGAAGAAUGCCACGCUCAAAAUUCUUUGAUUUUCAUCUAAAUUCCUUCGUAAAUCAGCUUUCUCCCAUUCCAUUACCGUAUGUAUUUGUUGUUGUUGCAGCAGCAG
Molecule: messenger RNA, 819 nt
Organism: Populus euphratica (Euphrates poplar)
Lineage: Eukaryota; Viridiplantae; Streptophyta; Magnoliopsida; Malpighiales; Salicaceae
Product: calmodulin-like protein 8
Exons: 4
Coding region: 241-693 (150 amino acids)
Cellular component (GO): myosin II complex
Molecular function (GO): calcium ion binding
Source: RefSeq, a predicted model, not a curated record